Copidosoma floridanum is the source of this 5747-nucleotide messenger RNA. RefSeq names its product kinesin-like protein 98A (gene Klp98A). The record is from RefSeq and is a predicted model, not a curated record. NCBI's taxonomy places the organism in Eukaryota, Metazoa, Arthropoda, Insecta, Hymenoptera, Encyrtidae. Gene Ontology annotation, molecular function: ATP binding; phosphatidylinositol binding; microtubule binding. Gene Ontology annotation, biological process: microtubule-based movement.
UCCGUCCAGUGCUCGCUCUGCUGGCGACCUGACGUCGUCGUGCUCGCUACACCAUACACCCUAUGCACCCAAGUAUAUGUAAUAUACGUUACCUACGUAAUAUAGUGCGUGAAGUGCGGCGCGCGAGUGUGUGUCAUCGGUGCGUGCUUUCCUGUCAUCGGGCCGCCGAAUGAAAAUACAGGAAAAAAAAAAAAGUGCCGUGGAUGUUGUUACCUGGUGGUCGUUGAGUAAUAAGCAACCACAAUCAUGAAGAUCGGUGAUUCCGCGAUAAUACAGCGGCCCACUCGUCCAGGUGUGUUCAAGUGUCAGCACCAGCAGUCGCGCUUGUACAUCGUCGGUGGCUCCGAACGUGUUCUCCCCGCCUAUUAGGUGUUGGGGAAUUUUCUGUAGUUCAAAGAGGUUGGAGGAGGUGGUAGCCCGUUGAAAGGGCUAUCCUGUGCACUGCUGGGAAGUCGAUGCGCGCCGAGGGGACCAGCGCUGGUGCAAUGGCUUCGGUCAAAGUGGCCGUGAGGGUCCGGCCCUUUAACAAAAGGGAGUUGGCGAUGAACGCCAAGCUCGUCGUUCAGAUGGACGGCAAGCGGACUCGGAUCUUCAACACGAAGACUCCGGGUAGCGCCAACAGGGAAGCCGACAGGGACAAGUACAAGGACUUCACCUUCGACCAUUCGUACUGGUCCUUUGAAGCCGAAGACGAGAACUAUGCUUCCCAGGAGGAGGUAUUUUACGACCUUGGAACGGAGGUUAUAGAAAGUGCCUUCGAGGGAUACAAUGCCUGCGUCUUCGCUUACGGACAGACCGGCUCUGGGAAAACUUUUACGAUGAUGGGCUCGCCGGAAUCUCAAGGGCUAAUACCGCGGAUAUGCAAGACGCUGUUCGCGCGCAUGGCCGCGGGCAAGGAGAGCGGCGCUUCUUACAGGACGGAAGUUUCGUUCCUCGAAAUACACAACGAGCGGGUCAGGGACCUACUCAGGCCCGACCAGACCAUGUCGCACUCGCUCAGGGUGAGGGAGCACCCGAAACGCGGCCCUUACGUGCAGGACCUGUCCAACCACCUAGUCUACGAUUACUCCGAUAUACAGGAAUGCAUGGUCAGGGGAAACACGCACAGAACGACGGCCAGCACAAACAUGAAUGACGUGAGCAGUCGGAGUCACGCGAUAUUCACGAUAACCUUCGUGCAGGCCGGCUUCAACGAGAACAACAUGCCGUCCGAGACGGUGUCCAAGGUGCACCUCGUCGAUCUGGCUGGCAGCGAAAGAGCAAACGCGACUGGAGCGACGGGCCAGCGACUUAAGGAGGGUGCCCACAUCAACAAGUCCCUCGUGACCCUUGGCUCGGUGAUAUCGGCCCUCGCGGAGGUCAGCUCGAGCGAUUCGUCCACUAACUGCAUCAACAAUAACAACAACAGCAGCAACAACAACAACAACAACAAUAACAACAGCAGCAGCAACAAUUGCAACAACUCGAGGCGCAGCGUCUUUAUCCCUUACCGGGACAGUGUGCUGACUUGGCUGCUGAAGGACUCGUUGGGCGGUAACUCGAAGACUAUCAUGAUAGCCGCCAUCAGUCCGGCUGAUUGUAACUACGGCGAGACCCUGAGUACCCUGAGGUACGCCAAUCGCGCCAAAAACAUCAUCAACAAGCCGACUAUCAACGAGGACGCGAACGUCAAGCUGAUACGCGAGCUCCGAGAGGAGAUACAGAAGCUCAAGUCGCUCAUCGGCAAAGACGUCAGCAUCGAGAGGCCGCAAGUGCUCCUCGCCCAGAUCCACGAGAAACAGGAGCAAGAGAAGGUACUGACCGAAGAGUGGACGGAAAAAUGGCGCGAGACGCAGAAAAUCCUCUCAGAGCAGCGCGCCCUUGGCCUCCGAAAGAGCGGCGUGGGCGUGGUACUCGACUCGGAGAUGCCCCAUCUCGUUGGCAUAGACGACGACCUGCUUAGUACGGGCGUCACGCUCUACCACCUCAAGGAGGGCAAGACCCUCGUUGGCACGGAAGAGGCGCUCACAGCACAGGACAUCGUGCUCACGGGUGCGGACGUGGAGCCGGAGCAUUGCGUGCUGGAACUCGAGGACGGCGUCGCGACGCUACAGCCGCUCUCCCCGCACUGCUGGAUCAACACUGCCCAGGUCGACAAGCCCACCCGUCUGUCCCAGGGCUGCAUUAUCCUGCUCGGCCGCAACAACAUGUUCCGCUACAACGAUCCCGUUGAAGCGGCCAAGUUGCGUAAGGAGGGUAGCUUCAUCGGCAACGGCAACCUCCAGUCGACGGUGGUCAACCUGUCCAGGCUGUCCCUAAUCAGCAGCUGGAGCGUCUCGGACCUCCACUGCUCGAUCUCCAGCGACAACUUGCUCAACACGAGCGAGGACCUGGAGGAGCUUGAGCAGCAAAAGGCUGCCCUCAUCAAGGAAAAGGAAGACUUUAAGCGGGAACAGGAGGAGCGAGAGGAGCGCUGGACAGCCAGGAGGGAGGCCCUGGAGGAGGCGCAGCGCGAUCUGGAGCGCGAGUGGGGUGCACAGUGGCGCGAGUGGGCCGAGGGUAUAGCGGCCCUCGAGCGUAGGCAGCGCGAGCUCCGUCAGCGCCGACAACAGCUCGAGCAAGAGCGAAGGGACGGGAUGACCCAAGUAGAAAAUUUGUGUAGGGAAGUCGCCUCACUGCGCACGACGCUCCAGUCCAAGCAUCGUCAGUUCCAAGAAUUCAUGAACGUACAAAAUCGCACGCAGCCCGGGCCCCAAGCAACAUCCAAACAGACUGACGAGAUGGGCGCCAAAAGCGAUGUCAGCAUCCCGGAGUCUUGGUCGAGUAUCAACGAGGAAAAACCAUCGGACGACACGAAAAAGUUGGUCAGGAACAACAACGAACUCGAGGCGCUGGAGCUGGAGCUGCAGAAGAAAAUAAAAACGUUGAACGAGCGCCAGAGCAAGAUCGACAAGGUCGAGGAGGAACUCAUGGACCUUGCCAAGCGGCAAAAGGAACUCAGCAACCUGGAGCAGGAGGGCUUCUCGGAAAAGAAGCUCCUGCUGGCCGCCCGCUCCAAGGAACAGCUGGAGGACAUCAUCCGGCGUAAGCGCAGCCUAUCUCUGAACCUGAAGCGUGCCCUGCCGGCCUCGCCCUCCGACAGGUACUCCACGGGCAGCGCCGACGGUAGCGAGGAGAUGCUGUCGAGUACCGACCAGCUGCUCAUCCCGUCGCUCUUCACCGAAGAGGAGAACCUCAACCGCAAGCGCAUGAUCGCCGCGGCCCUGAAUCUCGCGUAUCCCGACCUCACGAGUCCUGUGGAGAACGACGAGUUCCACACGGCGCCGGCUGAGUCGCCCGACGUGCGGCCCGAGUUUCCCGGCGAGGGCAAGGAGGUGGAACGAUCCCUGGUUCCGGAGAAAGAGGUCGACGAGGAGGAGAACGGCGACGCGGACUUUAAGACCUCCGUCGAUGAGAUUCGGGUCUUUGAGCAGCAGCGAGUCGACAACGAUGCGCCCAAGCUCAAUGGAAUGGUGGUCAAUGGAGCUGUGGACGAGAAGAAGUCCCCUUGCAAAGAGCAUUCGGUCGAAGAGAACGACGAUACGACAAUAAUGGACAACGCGUCUUACCUGGAGUCGAUGGAAAAGUCAAUACUAGAGCGUAGCGUGACCAUGAGGCGGCUCAACCAAAAAAUCGCGAAUCAGCGUUCGUUAGUGCUCAAGUGUCUGGAGGCGAGUCCACAGUCCAAGGACGAGCUGAACCGGCAGAUACUUGCGCUGCAGGACUUGCAGAGGCAGCAGAUCGAGCUCGAGGUUUCGUUGCUCGAGCAGGAGCGGAAGGCCAACGGCAAGCUGUCGAACCAUAUCGCUGCCAAACAUAUCACCGCUUGCGGGAACAACGUCAACUGUGAUACAACGUCACUUGCGUCGAGCGUGCAAUCUAGGGAUGAAGGACGGGUGAGUACGCCCGUUGCUCUUCAGAAGGAGGUGGAUCAGUCGAUGUGCGACAGUACGAUGAGCCUCGCGGUCCCUGUCGUUAACGGGACUCACCAGCAGAGGUCGAGGCUGUCCAGCGAAGGGGAAGAUAGCCACAAGCUCAGGCGUGCCGCGUCGAGGGCAGUGCCCCCGACUCGUGGCUACUCCUCUGUCUACCUUUCGAGCCAGAACAGAGGCGAUCAGGGACUAGUCAGUCCGUACGCUCUGACGAUUACUCGAUCCUUACCGUCGCUCUCGGCUAACGAGACCGACGGUGAAAGCAUCAUAAGCGUGAUUAUCAGUGUUCCGUCUUACGUGAUCCGGGGAGCCGGCACUUCCAGUCACUACGAGUACGAAGUGCGAGUCGUCGCCAGUGAUGAUAGCUGGACGCUUUUGCGCAGGUACAGGCGCUUUCGAGAGCUGUACGUUUCGAUGCGGCAAAAGUACGGCAGCAAGGUGGCAGGUAUUCGUUUCCCGCCGCGCCAGGUGUUCGCCAAAUACGAGACGGUAGCGAGGCAGCGUCGCAAGCGUCUCGAGGAUUAUCUGCGCAAGUUGAUCUUGGUGUGUUCCGAAUUGCCGAGUUGUGAGUCGCUCUACAAGCACCGGGGCAACCUCGGCAGCAUUGACAAGCAGUCGCUUCUCGAGUUUAGUCCGUUCUUCCGACGCGGUACCUUUGAAAGCAGCAAGUACGGCACUAGUUAGAAUAUUUUUUUAUGUUUAGAUUUGACUUUGAAAGAGCUGGUGUUUGAUCUUUGUUUUACGAUUGAUCUGAUUAUUAUCAUGUCGUUAUGUUUUUUUUUUUUUUUUUUUGGAGUGAACAUAUACUACAUACCAAAGUCGAUAAAUGCGAGGGAAUACCCAAAUACUUGACUAUCCCUACACACUGGUGGAAAUGUGCAUUUUUUUUAUUUAUAAAAGGUCUAUUAGGAUAAGUUACAAGAGUCCAAUUGAUAAAAAAAAAAGAUUGGGUGGAUGAUAAACUUUAUCGUUUUCUCAAAAUCUCAUUUCACCGUUUAUAUUUAUAAUCAUGGCGAUUUCGUGAUUUAACAUAAUCAUCCAGUCUAUCAGAGUUAUAAAUCAAUUUAGUAGGCUGUAGAAUAAAAAAGAGAAACAAAAAUAUUUUGAACGGUUCCGAAAUACCUAGUUGUAUAGUUUUAAAGAAAAAAAAAUUAUUAUUUUGUACAUAAUGAAACAUUUUUUUACGAAAGAUGUACUUAGUGUUUAUUUUCCCGAUGGGCUAUUAACCUAAUUACGGAGUAUACGUCGUAUACACACGCGAGUAUCUUUUACACGUAAUUAUGACUGAAAAUUGAAAUUAUUGGCCUGUUAUAAUCUUCCUUCAUAUUAUUGCUUAAAAAAAUAUCGUUUUAAGUGUUUAUGAAAAAAUUGUUUCACUAUCAAAAAUUGUUAAUAUCAUCCUAGGGCGUAAAUUGUAAAUGAUGAACGUAAUCAUUGUUGAGAUAAUGCCUUGAUAAAUUGUAUUCUUUAACAACGGCAGGCAUCUAUAUGUUACGCAAGUGCAAUAAAAAGUUGUAACUCGCCAUAUACGUCGAAUGAAAUUAUAACGUGUUAACGGUAAUUAGGGGAGAAAGUCAUUUGGCAUCUUGAAUCUUGUUCUUUGCCCAAGAGACUUUCGUGAAAAAAAAAGUUAUCCCUUAGCACCUUACAUGUAUUGAGCGUGAAAUCUUGAAAGAGACGAUCAACUAAAAUUUUUUUUUAUAAACAAAUGAAAAGCAAAGUGACCAAGAUCUGUACACCUUGUAGAAAGAAAGAAAAAAAAAAUUAAAAACAUAAACUAGCCUAUUGUAUUAAAAU